UGUACAAUAUCUGACAGCUGUGACUGCGAUUUUAAACCUAAUUUAAAAGGGUUGGAGUGGGACCUUUAUAAAAAUCUUUAUGGACAGCACUUGGCUCAGGAUAUUGUCUCUGAGACAGUGGCAAAUUUCCUUCAGAAAGAAAACCCUGACAGGCCCCUCGUGCUGUCGUUCCACGGGGCAUCAGGUACAGGCAAAACUCUGUCAGACCUCAAACGCUGGGUGGAGGGUAAUCUCACAACGUGUGCCCGGUCCAUCUUUAUUUUUGACGAGAUGGAGAACAUGCCGCCUGGUCUGAUUGAUGUUCUGGAACCUUUCCUUGGCCCCUCCCACGUGGUGUUUCAGACCAAUUAUCGAAAGGCUAUAUAUGUCUUUAUAAGCACUGCAGGGCAGGAGGUGAUAAACAAGGCGGCUCUGGAGAGUCGACAGAAGGGACGGGACAGAGAGGAGAUCAAGUUAAAAGAGCUAGAGAAGGAUAUAGCAGAGGCUGUGUUCAAUAAUGAAAACAGUGGCUUUUACCAGUCGAGGAUUAUCCCUGAGAACUUAAUCACCAGCUUCGUGCCAUUCUUGCCUCUGUGUCGGCGCCACAUCGAGCGUUGUGCCCAGAGAGAGCUAUGCCAACGCGGGGAGUGCCAGCGCACAGACGUGGCAGAGGCAGUUGGGGGAGCGGUGUCCUACAAACCUGAGAACGGACAAUAUUUUUCCAGUACCGGCUGCAAAUUGGUGCCUGCCAAAGUCAACCUUUUCCUUUGAAGGUUACAUAAAGCCUAACUGAAGAUCCCAGGACCACAAGGGGGGGGGUUGG
Messenger RNA from Chanos chanos (milkfish), 802 nucleotides. It is a transcript of the gene tor2a, whose product is annotated as torsin family 2, member A. NCBI's taxonomy places the organism in Eukaryota, Metazoa, Chordata, Actinopteri, Gonorynchiformes, Chanidae. Gene Ontology annotation, cellular component: endoplasmic reticulum lumen; nuclear envelope. The record is from RefSeq and is a predicted model, not a curated record. The transcript is spliced from 5 exons. The coding region runs from base 271 to 750 and encodes 159 amino acids. Gene Ontology annotation, molecular function: ATP binding; ATP hydrolysis activity.